Cooperia oncophora is the source of this 465-nucleotide messenger RNA. The record is from the annotation of a GenBank genome assembly. Lineage: Eukaryota; Metazoa; Nematoda; Chromadorea; Rhabditida; Trichostrongylidae.
AUGAUGUUGGAUACGACGACAUUGGCGGAGUUCGCAAACAAUUGGCACAAAUCAAGGAGAUGGUUGAACUUCCACUUCGUCAUCCUCAGCUAUUCAAUUCAAGCCGCCUCGCACGGACAUUUUAACUGGCUGCUUUGUCCUCACGAACGGGUAAAAACACUCAUAGGCGAGAGCGUGCAAAACGAGACUGGAGCAUUUUUCUUCCUGCUCAAUGGACCCGAGAUUAUGUCGAAACUUGCUGGAGAGUCAGAGUCAAAUUUGCGUAAAGCUUUCGAGGAAUGCGAGAAAAACUCGCCGGCUAUUCUCUUCAUCGACGAGAUUGAUGCUAUUGCUCCGAAGCGUGAGAAGACACACGGAGAAGUUGAACGCCGUAUCGUUUCACAACUGCUCACUCUUAUGGAUGGCUUGAAAGCAGAGAUCCCAUGUUGUGGUUAUUGCGGCCACAAACAGACCCAAUUCCAUUGA